UGAAAGAAAACAAGCACAAAUGUAGACUGUAACUUUUCCCCAUCCGGAUCUUGCCUGUUGGACAAAUUGGAACUCGGUGGAACUCUCGUUAGUUCAAAAUGGAGAAAUCCUCAAUGGGAUUGAAUAAGAAUGGCUCGCGAUCGACCGCAUCACUACCCCCGGAACCGGCGUACAUAAUCCACAGCAAGUCAUGCUACCGCCGGGUAAGGCUCAACGUUGGGGGUCUUCCACAUGAGGUCCUCUGGAGAACAUUGGAUAGGUUACCACGCACCCGGUUAGGGAAACUACGAGACUGCAACACCCACGACUCACUCAUGGAGGUAUGUGAUGACUACAACUUGGACGAGAACGAGUACUUUUUCGACCGGCACCCAGGGGCGUUCACGUCCAUUUUGAACUUCUACCGGACCGGUAAGCUCCACAUGAUGGAGGAGAUGUGCGCCCUGUCGUUCAGUCAGGAGCUGGACUACUGGGGCAUAGAUGAGAUCUACCUGGAGUCCUGUUGCCAGGCCAGGUACCACCAGAAGAAAGAACAGAUGAACGAGGAGCUCAAAAGAGAGCAAGACACCUUGAACGACAGAGAGGGAGAAGAGUUCGACAACACGUGUUGUGCUGAGAAACGAAAGAAACUCUGGGACCUUCUGGAAAAGCCCAGUUCGUCUGUCGCAGCCAAGAUCAAUGUUGUUGACAAGUUUAUAAUAGGCAAACUCAAGCCUUAG
Oncorhynchus nerka (sockeye salmon) is the source of this 719-nucleotide messenger RNA. RefSeq names its product potassium voltage-gated channel subfamily B member 1-like. The record is from RefSeq and is a predicted model, not a curated record. The coding region runs from base 99 to 719 and encodes 206 amino acids. Gene Ontology annotation, molecular function: delayed rectifier potassium channel activity; protein binding. Gene Ontology annotation, cellular component: membrane; voltage-gated potassium channel complex. NCBI's taxonomy places the organism in Eukaryota, Metazoa, Chordata, Actinopteri, Salmoniformes, Salmonidae. The transcript has 2 exons. Gene Ontology annotation, biological process: protein homooligomerization; potassium ion transmembrane transport.